AUGACCCCCGUCGCCCAAGUCAACGACUAUCAGCAGUGGGCCCAGAGCGCCGAUCGCGGUCAGACGGUCCAUCUGGCUGCGGCUGCUGUCACCACCGCUCCGUCCCAGGCUGCACCCAAGGCUGCACCUUAUGCACCUUAUGCACCUUAUGCUUUCCAUGACGUCCCCGCUGCCCACGCUGCCCACGAUGCCCACGACGCCCAUGCUGCUCAAGCUCCGCAACUGAGUGGCGCACAGGAUGACGACCAGCGCUACCACACUUACUACUACGUGCCUCGCUCUGACGCCGUCAACAGUAGCUACUACUACGCGUGGCCUCGUGGCGCUGGCCAGUACUCCGGUACUCAGUACUCCGGCCAGUACUACGGUCCGGGCUACAACAACCCUUACAGCUAUCAUCACAACUGGUUCGGUCGUACUUCAAACGAGGUCUACCGCGACAACAUGGUGUACUCUACGCGUCGCCAUGGUUCCGACUCCCGUCGUGGUGAUCAGGAGAUGGUCCCACGUGAUCCGGCCGACGACCAGAUGUUCUACGUGAAGGAGCUUGAUGGACACUGGACUCUGCGCUCCUACAACACCAUUGAGAACGACCUUCGCCCCGGCUACUGGGACAAAUACCAUGGCAGGGCUCACUUCGUUCGCACUCGCGACUAG
Messenger RNA from Diplodia corticola, 657 nucleotides. RefSeq lists its product as uncharacterized. NCBI's taxonomy places the organism in Eukaryota, Fungi, Ascomycota, Dothideomycetes, Botryosphaeriales, Botryosphaeriaceae. The record is from RefSeq and is a predicted model, not a curated record. The coding region runs from base 1 to 657 and encodes 218 amino acids. The transcript has 2 exons.